Molecule: messenger RNA, 2309 nt
Organism: Closterium sp. Yama58-4
Lineage: Eukaryota; Viridiplantae; Streptophyta; Zygnematophyceae; Desmidiales; Closteriaceae
Source: the annotation of a GenBank genome assembly
CUGCCUGGCUGCAGCAAGCACAGGCAGCCACCUACACCAUCCCUUGGGAUCUCAUCAGGACGAGAGGGGUGCAGCCUCCGGAUUUGGUAACUCGUGGCGAUACAAUUGUGUUCAAGUGGACGGACCUGGCAUGGCAUGAUCUGUGGAUAAUGGACGAUGAGAAAGCGUUCAAGAGCUGCGACUUCACUCGGGCAAAGCGCCUCCGACCCCUUGUUGUUGGCGGGCAGUACACGUACAAGGUCACUGCCAUCUGGGAGACUUUUCCACUCUAUUUCGCCUCGAGUGGCAUCCUGCAGUGCCGCUACUACAAGUCCUCACCGAAAUCGGCCUCCAUUUUUGAACGAAGCUCGAAUCUAAGAAUACGAAACCCGGCAGCAGCUUUAGGAGAGCGACUGGAAAAGCGGAACCAGGGAUUCAGGAGGCGCAUCGUGCGAGUGAAGGCGGAGGAUGGCUCUUCAACUGCCAAAGGCGGUUCGGAAUCCGAUAGUGAAGUUGUAAAUUCGGUGAAAUCCGGAAAAUCCGGCGUGGUUGGCGAGAGCAGCGUUCCUGUGCAAGCACAACAAGAGAAAGAUAAGGAUAUUGAUGAGGAGGAGGAGAGAGAAAAGGAGCGGCGGAGACAGCAAGCACUGCGGCAAGCGGCGAGACGGGCGGGGACGCCGCCAACCAGCGCAAGCGGCGCUGGCGGCGGCAGUGGCGGCGCGGAGGGCGGGAAGGAGGACGACGGGGCGGUGAAGGGGGGGUUGCUGAUGGGGCUGGCGGAGGCAAUCGAGGACGCGUUUGGAGCUACCAGCGAUGGGCGGGGCGGCGUUGACAAGCUGGAUAUUGCCAAGCUCCGCACCUGCUUCUCCUACACCGACUUCUGGCCCACAGACUCCCGCCCCUACGGCUCAGGCGUACUGUUCACAGGCAACCUGCGCGCUGCUGACGUGGCGGACGCACGGGAGAGGCUGGAGACAAAACUGGCCGAGGGUGCUGGUUGCCCCGUGGCGGUUUUCUUUCUCAAGGACGAGCGGCGAGAGAAGGAGGUGUGCAUAGUGCAGCCAGUAUCCUCCAUCAAUCGUCGUCUCGCCCUCACCACUCUCACCGGCCUCUCCCGCUGGCCGCUCAUGCUGCUCUCCCUGCUGGGCUGCCUCGCCACCACUGCCACUGUCUCUGGAGUCAACCUCGACCCCUAUAAAGUUGGGCUGGGGGAGUCAGCGCACCACGCCCUUCCCCUCACCCUCGGCCUUGCCACAGUCAUCGGUGUGGGAGAGAUCUUCCAACGUAUUAUGGCGGGUCGAUACGGGGUAAAGCUCUCCCCGCCCUACCUCCUCCCUGGCCCCCUGGGCUGCCACGGCACUGCCACUCGCUUCGAGUCUCUACUACCCUCCUCCCGGGCACUGUUCGACAUGUGUGCAGCCAAGGCUGUGGGUUCAUUCAUGACAUCGUUCGUUCUUGCGUGUGUGGCGCUGGCAGCUGAUGGGGGUGUUGAUGGGGGGAUCGACCCCAUGUACAUCGAGCCGUCUUUCUUCGCACCCAACCUGAUGCUUUCCUUCAUUCAGAACAUCAUCGGCCCAUACUCCGACGACCUGGGCAACGUCAUGCCAAACGCCGUGGAAGGGCUGGGCGUGCCCGUCAACCCACUAGCAUUUGCAGGGCUGCUGGGGUUCGUCAUCACGGCGCUGAAUUUGUUGCCAGCUGGACAACUGGAUGGGGGGCACAUGGUGCAGGCAUAUGAAGAGGACAGGUUUGCUGGGAGGUGGAGAGGGGCCAUGGGUGGUGGCACAUGGUGUACGUACCUUGUUGCUCUGCCAUCCCCUGUAUACCUCCCACCCAACACCCACUCUCAUCAUAAUGAUAGCUCUCCUAGGACCCUUUGUGGUCUGAAGAAGGCUGACACGCCGAAACCGGCGCAAGGCCAAGAUUACGACCUCAUCACUCUAGCGCUAGUAGCCCUGGGAGGCUUCUCCGGCAGUGUGCUGUGCCAUUCCUGGGCCUUCAUCAUCCUCGCCUUCCCUGCUUCCCUUUGCCUUCUGUCACCAUGCCCUCCUAUGCAGGCCCUAUUCGGUCGGCGCAAGGCCAAGAUCACCACACUUAUCACUCUGGCCCUGCUGGCACUUGGUGGUUUCUCCGGCAGUGUGCUGUGCCUCUUCUGGGCCUUCAUCAUCCUCGCCUUCCGCAACAGCGAGGAGCUACCGUCGCUCGACGAGAUCUCGCCACUUGGCAGAGGGCGAUUCGUGCUCGCGUGGAUGCUGCUCAAUGGCAGUCUGCUGCUGCUGCUCCCUAAAAGUGGCGGCACGUUCCCUUCGUUCCUACCCACGGAUUUCUAG